Zea mays is the source of this 3997-nucleotide messenger RNA. RefSeq names its product Putative leucine-rich repeat receptor-like protein kinase family protein. NCBI's taxonomy places the organism in Eukaryota, Viridiplantae, Streptophyta, Magnoliopsida, Poales, Poaceae. The transcript is spliced from 2 exons. The coding region runs from base 484 to 3645 and encodes 1053 amino acids. The record is from RefSeq and is a predicted model, not a curated record. Gene Ontology annotation, molecular function: protein binding; ATP binding; protein kinase activity. Gene Ontology annotation, biological process: protein phosphorylation.
AAUCAUUCCCUUUCCACAGCUGCAGAGUAGUAGUACUCCAGUAGCGAGCUCGUGCGCGUCGUCGUCGCCUAAAUCGCCGUGCGGUGUCGUGUUCCGGCGAGCUGGAUUCCUCCGGCGACCCCACCGUCCAGCGGCAGAGAGAGCCGGGGCCAUGGCCAACCCGAGAACGUGAAGUCCUUUGUUGCUUUCCUUCUGUCCAAACCUACCCCCCGCCCCGCUUGCGAGUCACGGGCAAUCCAAUCCGACGACGCGCCCCCUCUCCGCGCUUCCUUGCCUCCUCCGAUGGUGCACAGCCCCAAAACACAGCUCGGCCCCGGUACCACUACCCCCUACACUACACUUCCUCCUCCGCGCCACUAGAUCUCAUCUACUGCCAGCCACCGUCACCGCCACCGCCACCAUAGCUAUCCCGCCCCGGCCCGAGAACAUUCUGCACGCGGCAGCUCGGCACCCGCAGGCCGCAGCUGCACUGCAGCAGCACAAAUGGCCACUGCUACUGCCACCUCCCCUGCUCUCCUCCUACUCCUCCUCUUCCUGCUCAUUGGCGGGGCGCCACCAGCGACCAAGGCUGACAUGCCGAUGCCGGUGAACGAGGAGGUGCUGGGGCUGGUGGUGUUCAAGUCGGCGCUGUCCGACCCGACCAGCGCGCUGGCCACGUGGACGGGGUCGGACGCGACGACGCCCUGCGCCUGGGCGCGCGUGGAGUGCGACCCGGCCACCUCCCGCGUGCUCCGCCUCGCGCUCGACGGGCUCGCGCUGUCCGGCCGCAUGCCCCGGGACCUCGACCGCCUGCCGGCGCUCCAGUACCUCUCCCUCGCCCGCAACAACAUCUCCGGCCCGCUCCCGCCGGGCCUCUCCCUCCUCGCCUCCCUCCGCUCCCUCGACCUCUCCUACAACGCCUUCUCCGGCCCGCUCCCCGACGACAUCGCGCGCCUCGCCUCCCUCCGCUCCCUCGACCUCACCGGCAACGCCUUCUCCGGCCCGCUCCCGCCCGCCUUCCCCGAGACGAUCCGCUUCCUCGUGCUGUCCGGCAACCAGUUCUCCGGCCCCGUGCCGGAGGGGCUGGCGUCUGGGAGCCCGCUCCUGCUCCACCUCAACGUGUCCGGCAACCAGCUGUCCGGCUCGCCGGACUUCGCGGGCGCGCUCUGGCCGCUCCAGCGCCUGCGCACGCUCGACCUCUCCCGCAACCAGUUCUCCGGCCCCGUCACCGGCGGCAUUGCCAGGCUCCACAACCUCAAGACCCUCAUCCUCAGCGGCAACCGGUUCUUCGGAGCCGUCCCGGCGGACAUCGGCCUGUGCCCGCAUCUCAGCGCCAUCGACCUCAGCUCCAACGCGUUCGACGGCCACCUCCCUGACUCCAUCGCCCAGCUCGCCUCGCUGGUCUACCUGUCCGCGUCCGGGAACCGGCUCUCCGGCGACGUCCCCGCCUGGCUCGGCAAGCUGGCAGCGGUGCAGCACGUGGAUUUAUCCGACAACGCGCUCACCGGAGGCUUGCCGGACUCGCUCGGCGACCUCAAGGCGCUCAGGUACCUGAGCCUAUCCAGGAACCAGCUCUCGGGCGCCGUCCCGGCCUCCAUGUCCGGGUGCACCAAGCUCGCCGAGCUGCACCUGAGGGGCAACAACCUCAGCGGCAGCAUCCCGGACGCUCUGCUCGACGUCGGGCUCGAGACGCUCGACGUGUCGUCGAACGCGCUCUCGGGCGUCCUCCCCUCGGGCUCCACCAGGCUGGCCGAGACGCUGCAGUGGCUCGACCUCUCCGGCAACCAGCUCACUGGCGGCAUCCCCACCGAGAUGUCGCUCUUCUUCAAGCUCCGGUACCUCAACCUGUCCCGCAACGACCUCCGCGCGCCGCUGCCGCCGGAGCUCGGCCUGCUCCGCAACCUGACGGUGCUCGACCUGCGUAGCACUGGGCUGUACGGCGCCGUGCCAGCCGACUUCUGCGAGUCCGGUAGCCUCGCCGUGCUCCAGCUCGACGGCAACUCCCUCUCCGGCCCCAUCCCCGACAGCAUCGGAAACUGUUCUUCCCUGUACCUCCUGAGCUUGGGGCACAACGGCUUGACGGGGCCGAUCCCGGCGGGCAUCUCGGAGCUGAAGAAGCUGGAGAUCCUGCGGCUGGAGUACAACAAGCUGAGCGGCGAGAUCCCGCAGCAGCUGGGCGCGCUGGAGAACCUGCUGGCCGUGAACAUCUCGCACAACCGGCUGGUGGGGCGGCUGCCGGCGUCGGGCGUGUUCCAGAGCCUGGACGCGAGCGCGCUGGAGGGCAACCUGGGCAUCUGCAGCCCGCUGGUGACGGAGCCGUGCAGGAUGAACGUGGCCAAGCCGCUGGUGCUGGACCCCAACGAGUAUACGCAGGGCGGCGGCGGCGGCGACAACAACCUGGAGACGGGCGGCGGCGGUGGUGUAGAGGCGCCGAGGAAGCGGCGGUUCCUGAUGAGCGUGUCCGCCAUGGUGGCCAUCUUCGCGGCGGUCGCGAUCGUGCUCGGCGUCAUCGUGAUCACGCUGCUCAGCGUGUCGGCCCGGCGGAGGGUCGAGGCUGCGGGUGUUGGAGGCCCUGGCCACGACCGGAAGGAGGUGGACGAGAGCAUCGUCACCACCAGCUCGACGACGACGACCAAGUCAUCGUCGUCGCCGCCGCCCGGGGGCAAGGUAAAGGAAAAGCUCGCCACCGGCAAGAUGGUGACGUUCGGGCCCGGGAGCAGCCUCCGGUCGGAGGACCUCGUGGCGGGCGCCGACGCGCUGCUGAGCAAGGCAACAGAGAUCGGGCGCGGCGCGUUGGGCACGGUGUACCGCGCGGCCGUGGGCGACGGGCGGGUGGUGGCGGUGAAGAAGCUGGCGGCGGCUCACCUGGUGCGGUCGCGCGAGGAGUUCGAGCGGGAGGUGCGCGUGCUGGGAAAGGCGCGGCACCCAAACCUGCUGGCGCUGAGGGGCUACUACUGGACGCCGCAGCUGCAGCUGCUGAUCACGGACUACGCGGCGCACGGCAGCCUGGAGGCGCGGCUGCACGGCGGCGGAGAGGCGGCGCCGAUGACGUGGGAGGAGCGGUUCCGCGUGGUGUCCGGGACGGCCCGGGCGCUGGCGCACCUGCACCAGGCGUUCCGGCCGGCGCUGGUCCACUACAACGUGAAGCCGAGCAACAUCUUGCUGGCGGACGCGGAGUGCAACCCGGCGGUGGGCGACUUCGGGCUGGCGCGGCUGCUGCAUGGCAGUGGCAGUGGCAGGCAGGUGGCGAUGGCGGGCAGCCGGUUCCGGCAGGGCGGCGGCGGCGGGAUGGGGUACGUGGCCCCGGAGCUGGCGUGCCAGAGCCUGCGGGCGAACGACAAGUGCGACGUGUACGGGGUGGGCGUGCUGAUCCUGGAGCUGGUGACGGGGCGGCGCGCGGUGGAGUACGGGGACGACGACGUGGUGGUGCUGACUGACCAGGUGCGCGCGCUGCUGGAGCACGGCAACGCGCUGGAGUGCGUGGACCCGGGCAUGGGCGGACGCGGGCACGUCCCGGAGGAGGAGGUGGUGCCGGUGCUGAAGCUGGGCAUGGUGUGCGCGUCGCAGAUCCCGUCCAACCGGCCGUCCAUGGCGGAGGUGGUCCAGAUCCUGCAGGUCAUCAAGGCGCCCGUGGGCGGCGGUGGCAGAAUGCAAGCCUCCUUCUGAUCCGGGCGCCGUGACCGUUGGGCGUUGGCAUGCGUUGCAGGCAGGGCAACGGCAUCUCUGGCCUGGCUCGGUCGGCGGCAGCCCGCUGCAAGUACUAUGUGUGCAUUCAUGCUAGUAUAGCAUGGCAAGCACAGUAGGGCUAGGGACGAGGGCAGCUUCUAGCUCCGUCUCUUUUUCCAUGCAUGCGUGUCCAUUCAUUUUCAGCCCCACUGUAUGUACCUUGUACUUGUACGGGCUUCUCUUCUCCUCGCCUGUUGGAUGUGGGUGGUUGUCAGCUCGAAACCGCCUUCUCUUUCACUACACUGCUGUACUGUAAAAAACAGUACGCUGUCACGCACUGUGCGGUUGGGUC